CUGGAACAUUCUAUUUGUUUUCAGUCUGUCUCAAAGUCUGGGUGGAAAUUUUAAUCGGCCUGUAGUUUUAAAAACAAAAAACAAAAAUAAAUCGAGUCCUUGAAUUCCUCUUGGCUGGACAGGAAACACAGGAAUUAUGUCAAAUUAAAAGUUAUUUUUUGCCGCGUCUUGUAGAAAUCUUGAACAAGCUGCCCCCUGGAAAAUUGUAGAGUACAAAAAUGUAAUAAGCAUAUGCCUACAAUAAACUGAUCUACUUUCAAAAGGCUGGAGCUUCCUCCAAUUUGGCACAAGAACGAUGGAAAUCAGCUUAAAUUUCGUGCGAAAUUUACAAGCUCUUCUCAUCUGUAAUCCAUUCCAGUACAAGUUCUCAAAUGACAUAAUUAAUGAGCUAUGAUGAGUCACAACGUUGCGGUCGGAAAGCUGCUAUAAACGAGAAAUAGAAUGAUUAAAAAGCGAAUAAAGAAUGGACGCCCUGCAAGUUCUCCGAGUGAAAAUAGUUAUUGGCUAAGCGACGCCAAAUUAAUUCAGUUCAUCUCCAGUUUGUUUUACCAUCGCCUACACGCCUCCAUAAGUAAACUGUUAUCUUGCUGUUAAAUUAAACAAAUGUUCUGACAUAUCCUGAUUGGGUGCCAUUCGCCCCAAGCCAGUGCGAAAACCUAAUCCUCUUGUUCUAGUUCACAAAUCGUCAAGCAUCAUACUCGACAGAGUAAAGAUAGUUGGCAAGGAACCAUUGACAAUCAGACUCGAAACCUUGUGGAGUUUGUCACCGAGGUAAUAGUUUAUUUAACCAUUUUUUUCGUCCGGCGGCAUCUGCAGACUCUUGACGGUUUAUUAACACUUCAUUAUUUCCAGCGUCUGAGGCGAUUCAUGUAAUUGGAUAACAAAGUGUGACACGUGACCUUCUGAGCUCCGUGAAAGCAAAUAAAAAAUUGUAGUACUUCAAUUCGAGAAGACAUUGUCAAACUACCAUGUACAACAUAUGCAUAACAAAAACUAUGGAUCAGUUUAACAACAAUGGUCUUGCUUAUCCGAUGAACCCGUUUCCUGCGCCAGGGAGAGACAAAACUCAAGUUCAGUUCUACAAUAACGUGCCAAGCAACGCCGCACAUCGCAUCACACCUAUCCCUUGUUACCGGCCAACACAGCCUCCGGAACAAGUGCCCCUAGAUUGGAAUAUUCCAGUCCUUCCUGAGCUCUCAGCUAGCUAUUCCGCACCUCCUCAAUCUUUUGUCCAAGACCUGAAUUCGAUGUUACCAUCGUACGGUGCGAGAGUUUAUCAAAACGUAGCGCGAGCUUCCCAAGGAGAGGAUACACUUUGCUUCAAAAACCUCUCAGAGGACAGACCGAGAGGUCGUGGUAGAGAAUCGUGGAGCUCCGCGACAGUUCGCUCUCGAGCAAGGACAGCCUACACAACAAGACAACAAGUUGAACUGGAAAAGGAGUUUCUCUUCAGCAGAUACAUUACCAGGGCGCGCAGAAUAGAGCUGGCCAAAUCCUUAAGUCUCUCGGAAAAGCACAUCAAGAUCUGGUUUCAAAACCGAAGAAUGAAAAUGAAGAAGAACGAAACAACAUUUGAAAGCAGAAAAACAAGCCCCAACGAAAUACGAAGACUGUAUAGUAUGGCGGAUGAAUGAGUAAUGUUUUAAUUACGUUGAACGUUUUUUUUUUUAUCGUUUGUCUAUGCUGUACAUUUUGAUAGUGUAUACUGAAGAUGUAUAGUUAUUUGUUGCAGUCCAUACGAAUGCAAUCAUAUAUAAAAUAUUGGUAUUUAUACUACCGUAUAAACUUAAAUUACGUUCGUUGAAUUUAACUUAUCUCUAAAAACGACAAGUUACGACAAUUUUUCUAUUUCGGACACACACAUAGUUAGAGGUUAGAUUUUCCUGAAUGUAGAGCACAUGGUUUCGACGAUUCAGUGAAUUCAAUCUUUCGAUACUCAGUGCAUUUUAAAUGUAAAAUCCCAAGUUCGCACGAACAAGUAUUUCAUACGCAGCUUUGAGGGAAUCAAUCAACUAUGCUAGCUAGCGCUGAACUUCACAGCAGGACAGGGAAAUUGUUUUAAAGAGUAUAGUCCUUUCCUUGCAAGUACGUCACAGGUUGUCAAUACUAUCACUUCGAAUCAACGUUUCACGAUCGAUCUUUAGAAGUAUUUUUUUUGUGUGUAGGUUUUUUAUUUUGGCAUUUGAGAUCUGUUCAAUACAGGAACAUCGAUUGAACAUUCCAGUAAACUUAGCUUCAAUUAAUUUUUAAUUUGGAAACAUUUCGACAAAUAAAAAUUAAUUUACUCGUUCAAGUCCCUCUCUACGACUAGUUUGAAAUUUCCUCGCAAAAGGCAAUCGUAUUCACCAUUCUUCUCAGUUGGGGAAAAAGGCAUAUACGUAGUAUUAUUAGUAUCUAUACUGAGGGCAGUGAAAUUCUUACAUUUUUAUUACCAUCGGUUGAAAUACUUUGUUAUGUAUUGCAACAUUUUCUCUUCCUUGGAGAUUUGUAUGUUAAUAAAAACAUAUUUAAGUCAUUCAUUCAAUUGAAUCACACGAUCUCAUUUUUAACGCGACCGAAGAAUUUAAACCACAAUUGUUUGAAAUGACCUUAGUGAUAUCUACUCACCUAAGGAAUGAUUCUUCGGUUUUCAAAUUUUUCGGAAGGUAUUGCGAUCUGCGCUGCGACAACCAAUCCUUCAAUUUAGUGCUGUUUACUUCUAUUACAUUUAUUUCUAAUAUCAAAGCAUAAAUUCUUUUUACUUAUCACUAAUUGCGAUGUAUUGACUUGGAUGUCACUUCUGAGAAUCUGGGGGUUAUAUCAACUGACAAGAUAAAUCGUCCAGGCUCCAUUAGCGAGGAAGGGGGGAUAAAUCUGAGUAUACCACAUCCUUUUCAUUUUAAUUUUGGCCUAAGUAUCCUGUAUCCCGUCAAUUCCAGCUGCAAAAAAUAACGAUUUCCCUACCCGAUAUCCCAUUUUAUCUGACAUGAAUAUCCCGUAUCCCAUUAAUUUUUCCCCAAAUAUCCCGUAUCCCGUUAAUUUUUUGACCUAAAUAUCCCGUAUCCCGUCGAUUCCAAUGGCAAAAAGUAACGAUUUCCCCACCUGAUAUCCCAUUUUAUCUGCAUGAUAUAAAUAUUCCAUGUCCCAUUAAUUUUCCCCAAAUAUCCCGUAUCCCGUAUCCCGUUAAUUUUUUGGUCUAAAUAUCCUGUAUCCCGUCAAUUCCAGUUGCAAAAAAUAACGAUUUCGCCACCCGAUAUCCCUUUUUAUCUGACUUUGAUAUUAGAAAUAAAUGUAAUAGAAGUAAACAGUAAAAGUAAAAGCACUGCACAUUAAGUUUGGAGGAAAGCUAAAAUUCCUGAAAAAGUCUAAAGGCCUACCCUCAAGUGUACUAGAAGAAAUAUAUUUCAAAGGGAUUGUCCCAAGCAUCACUUAUUGCAUCGCUAUUUGGGGAUCCUGCUCACCAUCUACCUUUAAAGUAUUGGAACAUUUACACUUAAAAGCUGCCAAACUAAUCCGUAAACUGCCCAGCGAAACUCCUGACUCUGACUUACUUGACCUUGUUAAAUGGAAACCUUUAGGCUACAUUUACAAGCGUAGGCUCGCUUCUAUAAUGUAUCAGGUUUUCCACGAUAGUUUACCUGAUCAACUCACAGCCCUAUUCGAAAUACGCAACACCGACAAUAAUUAUAACUUAAGGCGUAUUAAUGACUUCUCGAAUGUACGGUACAAUAGUAACCUUGGCAGAAAUAGUGUAAGGUACAGAGGACCCAUAGU
Molecule: messenger RNA, 3753 nt
Organism: Orbicella faveolata
Lineage: Eukaryota; Metazoa; Cnidaria; Anthozoa; Scleractinia; Merulinidae
Product: homeobox protein Hox-D10-like
Biological process (GO): regulation of transcription by RNA polymerase II
Cellular component (GO): nucleus
Molecular function (GO): RNA polymerase II cis-regulatory region sequence-specific DNA binding; DNA-binding transcription factor activity, RNA polymerase II-specific
Source: RefSeq, a predicted model, not a curated record